Molecule: messenger RNA, 1389 nt
Organism: Arthroderma uncinatum
Lineage: Eukaryota; Fungi; Ascomycota; Eurotiomycetes; Onygenales; Arthrodermataceae
Product: DNA mismatch repair protein msh-2
Exons: 1
Coding region: 1-1389 (462 amino acids)
Source: RefSeq, a predicted model, not a curated record
AUGGCGGUAAAGACUCGAAGGGCGGCGACGACUCGCUCUUCCACAGCUCGCCUUCCUGCAAAACAGCCUGGCAUUGCAGCCUUCACGCGGGUAGGCAAAGCCGGGGCACGAACGGUUUCCACGAAGGACACACUUUCUUUAAAGCGAAAGCUCGAGGAGUCGGACGAGAGAGACAGCGACCCAGUACAGGUUUGCCCUUCCGUCGAGGACGAAAAGCCUGCAAAAAGGAGCAAGACCGAAGAUACGUCGACGCUGCAGCAGGAAAAUAUUAUUACAGCAUCUCCAUCCAAUGAUACUUCCAAGCAGAUUGCCGCGGAAUCGUCUGCCUCAUCUGACUCCGGCGAUUCCUCUUCCCAAAGACCUACCGAAUUCUCCGACCUAAUCGAUCUCAAUUCUGCUUUCCUAGGCGCCCUGUCUCUGCAUUUUGCUCACAACGGGGCUCUCGCUCCCGCAAACCUUCGAGAACUCAUUCAGAGCACAGAGCGAAUAUGGAAGAAGCGAAAAGUUGCUCCUCAGGACGUUCGAAGGAUACUGCAUGUCCAAGGAAUUCGUCGACCGUCAUCGUCCACAAAAUCUGCUCCAUCGCGACCACUCACCGAAUUCAAGCUCACCAGCUAUGGAACGAAUACGUUUUUGGAGAAGCUGGAACAUUCAACUUCAGGCGCACCAACCAGCACGUCACCCUUGAAGGACACCGAGCUGAAAGCAGAGUUUUUGGCGAAUCUGGAAUACUACUGGGAUUCGAACGUCAAAAAGGAGGGCGACGAGGAAUCAAGCCGAAACCUACUUGAAAACAUCCCUCUCGCACCAAUACACCCAUCCAAAGGAUCCAUUAAACCGGUUGGGAGUGGAGGCCAAAGGACCAUCGACCAGCUUUUCGGGGUUAUCAAAUCGAAGCCAAUUUUAACCCGUGAGCCAUAUGCGAAGAAACCAGCCCUGUUGAAAGAUUCGGUCUCAACGAGUAACCGUCGAAACGGCCUUUUAGAGCGCAUGAAGGUGAAGGCGCUGCACCAAUCAAAACUUCCUCCGCCUCCUUCAAAGGAGGUUAUGCUCAAAAGGACUGCCGUCAGUCGAAUGCCGGAAGUCAUCAGUGUUCUCCUUUUGCUGUCACUCCCAGGCUCCAAGGUCGAUGACAUAACGGGUACUUCUGCGUCACUGCGGAAGUCAUAUACCAUGGAUCUAAUCACCCAGAAGAUCGAAGAUUCAAUGCGAACUCCUGCAUCAAGGCAAGAGAUUGAGACAUGCAUAGACAUCCUCGGUCAAUCCAGCGUGGCAAAGGAGUGGGUUACGAUAGUCACGACGAGCCAGAUGAAGUCCGUUGUCCUAAGGUCCGAUCGACGUCCUUCACCAGCCGAAAUAAAAAACGAGUCCAUGAACCUGAAGUUUUAG